Mercenaria mercenaria is the source of this 2583-nucleotide messenger RNA. Its product is annotated as arylsulfatase H-like. Lineage: Eukaryota; Metazoa; Mollusca; Bivalvia; Venerida; Veneridae. The transcript is spliced from 6 exons. The record is from RefSeq and is a predicted model, not a curated record. Bases 141 to 1817 code for a protein of 558 amino acids. Gene Ontology annotation, molecular function: arylsulfatase activity.
AGAGUAUUGCAAUGUAAACAAACGUUGGUUUAUAAAGCAGGCCUUCAUCUCUUAAACCGUACUACAUUAUAUCAUAUAUACAAGUGUGUUAACAGUUAUUCCGGUAGCAGUCGAACUGUUAGCAGUACUCUGGAAGCAUAAUGCUGUACCUCUUGCUAGUAAGUUUGGUUCCCUGUGUAAUCGCCAAACCAAAUAUAGUUCUACUUAUUGCUGAUGACCUUGGAUACGGCGACAUUGGUUGCUAUGGCAACCACUCCGUAAAAACGCCGAAUAUUGACAGCAUUGCUAGGGAAGGUGUCAAGAUGACUCAGCAUUUAACAACAGCAAGCACAUGUACACCGAGCAGAUCGGCACUCAUGACAGGACGAUAUCAAAUCCGUUCAGGGAUGGCAGCUCCAAUAAAUAUGAGAGUAAACACCUGGCCUUAUUCCAGUUGCGGACUUCCCACCUCGGAGAUCACAUUUGCAGAACAAACAAAAAAGGCCGGCUAUGUAAAUGGAAUAUUUGGGAAAUGGCAUCUUGGUCUACACAGAGAUACGUUAGGAGACUUCAAGCAUCAUCCAUUAAACCAGGGUUUUGAUUACUUUUAUGGACUAACUGGAACAAACAUUGAUGAUUUUGAUCCUGAAGAAAAAGUUGUACUUAAAGCAAGGCCAUACUGGUACUGGGAACUGUUAUCUACAUGGGCAGUUACAGCUGUAGCAUUAUUUUGUUUAUUCAGAUCUAAUUAUUUUGGACCUUUCACUUUUAUAAUGUUCUUAGUUAUCUGGUCGAUACCUGUUACAUACGUAUACUUAUUGUUUGAUAAUUACAUUCUGUUAACAAGUUUUGUUCACAGAAAUUAUGAUCUAGUUGAACAGCCAAUCAGAUUAGCGGGUUUGAGUCAGCGUUUAGUGAGUGAAGGUUUAGAAUUUAUGCAGAACGCGACAGCUGCAGGAAAGCCGUUCUUGCUCGUCAUGUCUUGGGUCCAUAUGCACGUGUCUAUUAGGACAGCUAAAGAGUUUGAGGGGAUCAGCAAGUUCGGUCGAUAUGGAGACGCGUUAGAAGAACUUGAUUGGUCCGUUGGAGAAAUUUUAAAAUCAGUUAAAGAACUUGGACUAGAAGAUAAUACAAUAGUCUAUUUCACAUCUGAUAACGGUGGACAUCUUGAAAUUACCGACGGCGGUUACAACGGCAUACUAAAAGGAGGCAAGGCUCACGGUGCCCCAGAUGGCGGAAUUCGCGUUCCAGGAAUGAUAAAAUGGCCAGGUGUUCUACAAGAAGGGAAAGUUACAGAUGAACCUACUUCACUGAUGGACAUAUAUAAUUUGGUCUCAUCGGCAACCGGGGUUGAGAUACCUUCAGACCGACAGAUUGAUGGAAGAGAUAUUUUACCUUUGCUCAAAGGAGACGUUUCGGUAUCACCGCACGAGUUCAUGUUCCACUACUGUGGUAACAGAUUACAGGCAGCCCGAUAUAGACCUCGUGACGGUAAAAUAACGUGGAAGCUGGUUACGCACGAACCAAAUUAUAUUCCUGGAAAAAAUGUCUGUUUAUUCGCCUGCAGUUGUAAUCUAGAUGUCACCUUGGCAACACCGAAACUUUACGAUAUGACAUCUGACCCUGGAGAAACAAGCCCAAUAGACAGCAGUUCUAAGACUUAUAAAGAGGUCUCAACCUUGAUCUUAAAAGCAAUGAACAAUCAUAAGAAUACUAUAGACCCAGUUGAAACACAGUUUACUUGGAGAAAAGUGCUGCCAAAGUUGACUUGGCAGCCAUGUUGUAAUGGAACAUUUCCUUUUAAUUGCCACUGUACUGAUACUAAGUAUUCAGCUUGAAUGCAAGUACGCAAGAUAUUUAUAUAGGUUUCAGUACUUGUCUUGUAGUUAUUCUUUUUUAAACCAUUUCACAAAUUGUGCAUUUUCACAGUGCUCGCUGAACUCGUGUAUAUUUCUCGAUAUGAUAAUGUUAUUAACUUAUGGUGGCUGAUUUCAGAAACGUCGUCUUUUUUGUUUUUGCCGUCGUUUCAUUCUGUCGUUGUUUCACCCACGAAAACACGAAAAGGCGAUGAUUAAGCACGCCGUUAUCGUCAUGGAAAACGCAAAAGAACGAAAUGAUGACAGGUGAACGCGCCGAUUACGGCGCAUUAAAUAUGUCGUCAUUUCGUUGUUUCGCCCACGAAACAACGAACUAACGAAACGACAAUAAAUGAUUCGGGGUUUUGUUGUUGUUGUUUGGCAGAGCACUAAUGUAUUUAACAAAAUUGCUUACACAGUAUACUCCUAGUAGACAAGGUUUGAGAUCGUCAGAAAAUUCCGGAUGUUCACAUUCUUUUGUUGUUCCAUAAAACAAGUGCAAAACAUUCAAUGAUAGAAGUUUCUGUACUAUUGGUCCAAAACUGUGGAAUGAACUGCCGUUAGAACUACGCAAAAGUAAAUCACUUGACACUUCAAAACAAAUCUUAAGACAAUGUUCUAAAUAUUUUGAUAACUGUUUUAUGUGCAAUAGCAGCAGAUGAUAGUUUUUAAAUUUUUGUAAAUGGUUUUAUAUUUCAACAUUUAUAUUUUCAAUAUUUCUUUAAUUAAACUUAGUUGUUGGUACAGG